Molecule: messenger RNA, 1053 nt
Organism: Psylliodes chrysocephalus
Lineage: Eukaryota; Metazoa; Arthropoda; Insecta; Coleoptera; Chrysomelidae
Source: the annotation of a GenBank genome assembly
AUGAUAACCGCAACACCAAACUUGGAAGAACUCAAGGCUAAACAGAAACGUUUAGUUUCGGAGCGACGAGCAAAACGUAACCAGGUUAGAGUCAAGCUGUGGGACGAUGAAGAUGAACAAGAAACUCAAUACCCAUUUGCUGGGAUUAAAAAUGUUGAAGAAGACGCUGCAUGUAUUUAUUGCAACAGCCUUUAUUCCCAGUCGAAACCAGCGAAAGACGAAUGCGCUCUAAACUGUAGAGCUACAGGGAUGAACUUCUUCGCAACUCUUAAUAAGACCGUUAUCGAUGGAACGCCGUGUUUGUUUCCAAUCGCUCAUACUGGAAAAGCAGCACCGAAAGGCACAAGGGGUAUUUGCAUUGACGGAUAUUGUAAGGCAAAGAUGGAACAUUCUAGCGCUAAAUUGAUGUUGAAAAAAUUGGCUAGGGAAACCUAUGCUAUAGAAAAACCAAGUGGUUCUAAAAAUAUUCAGACCACUACAGUAAUUAACAGUGAAGUUCCUGAAAAUGAUACCAAUAAAGUUAAAGAGGUAGAAUAUCCUAUUACUGAGGAACCUUUUGAGGCGGACAUAAUUCCUGAAAGUAGCCAUAUCGUUAGUCUUUCAUUUGAAGACCUAUCCAACUAUAAGCAAACUGAUAAAGCAGAUUUAUGUUAUAGAAUUAUUCCACCCAACACAAGUAUUGAGGAUAACAAUGUCAUUUUGAUGAAAGUAAUGAACAGUAAAAUGGGUCAGCAUGAAAACGAAUUGCCCAAGGAGACUGAAGAUGAGGCAAACACUGAUUUCUCUUCUUUUGAUAGUGUAAAAGAUUUCCUCUGUACACAGAGUCCAUCAUCAUCAUCUUCUUCGAAUACUUCGUCUGAAUCAUCAACAUCAUCAUCCAAUUCAAAUGAAGAAAAUGAAGAACAAGUUGGCAAUAUACCACCAAAUGAAACAGAAAUUAAAAAAAGAGGGCGAAAAACGAAAGCCGAUCCUUUGAGUUCAAUUAAGGAAAAAGCAAAGCGUUUGAACCUCUGGGUUAGCUUACUUAUCAAACUCAAAAAAAAAAAAAAAUAA